AGCAAAUUGCAUCUAACAAACAAUUUUGUUUACAAAUUUCCAAGUUUUGGGAAUAAAAUGGGUUGUACUCAAAGUGAAAUAUCACCUCAAUCAACACCUCAUGAGACACCCAAGAAAGGCUGCACUGAUGUUCUGUGGCUAGUUAUUUACAUCGUGUUUUGGAUAUUGAUGCUCAUUGUGGCGUGUAUUUCAUUUAUUUAUGGAAACCCUCAGAGACUGAUAAAUGGAUUUGAUUCUUUCGGGAAUACAUGUGGCGUUAAAAGCAACAAGCAACUUAUGAACAAUUCGCUUUCUGGUAUUAACACUUUGGAUAAAAAAUACCUAUUUUUCAUGGACGUGAAAGAACUACGAAAGUCCUUAAAAAUUUGUGUAAAGGAGUGUCCCAACAAAAAAAUAGAAUCUUUGGAUGAUAUCAAACAGUUUUACCGUCAAACUGGUUCAAACCUAUGCAACUAUCCUGUUAAUGUAAACACACUACCGAAUUCGGCAGAAUUACAUAAUUAUUAUGGACCUUGUCCAACAUUGCCUGUUUAUGAGUCUUUUCCGCUGUUGAACAGAUGCUUUCCUAAAAAAGCUCAAGAUAUAGCCACAAAAGUAUUCAAAGACUUUUAUGAGUUGCUUAACAGUUGGGAUACUAUUGAACAAAUGCUAUCAGAUCUGUAUUCAUCCUGGAAAGAAAUGAUAAUAUGCAUUAUCGUAGCAUUUUUAUGCUCAUUGUUGAUGGUGUCAAUUCUUCACUUACUAGCCACUUUCGUGUCAUGGAUAUUUAUGAUAAUAGUAUCAAUAGUAAGCGUAGCCGGAACAGCCCUGCUUUGGUAUACUUAUCACGAACUAAGGACUAAACAAAGAAGCUUUGAUGGCAGUUUCCUGGCUGAAUCAUUGAAGAAUGAAAAAGCAUUUCUUUGGUAUUCUAUAAUUGCAACAGUUAUAACUGUGAUUUUGUUAUUGCUCGUUUGGGUGAUGCGUUCGCGAGUUUCGUUCCUCGCGGCUCUGUUUCGAGAGACAGCUCACUGUCUUGGCUCGAUACCAGCAUUAUUUCUGCAACCAAUCAUUACUUUCCUAUUUCUUGUAGUGUUCUUUGCAUUCUGGUCUACGGUUGUGGUUUGUUUAGCUACAGCUAAUUAUCCUGGGAUUCCGUUUAUGUCAAAUUUCUUUGUCAACGAAACAGCAAAUAACAUUUAUCAAAGUGGUAGACCUGCAGAAGCUCUUAACGGUAUUUCAAAAGAUACUUUCAAAUCAAUUGAAUUCAGCCCGAUGUGGAUACACAGCAUGUGGUGGAUGUGUCUUAUAUCUUUAAUCUGGGGCAGUGAGUUCAUACUUGGUUGUCAGCAGAUGACCAUAGCAGGGGCUGUUUCACAUUGGUAUUUCAGGGGGGAAAACUCACAUCCAUCACCCGUCCUAUAUUCCAUAGGAAAACUGUUGAAAUACCAUUUGGGAUCUGUGGCGAAAGGAUCGUUUCUGAUUACGCUAUUCAAAAUACCAAGGCUUAUAUUGACAUAUUUGCAUGCCAAGCUGUCAGCGAGUGCUGAUAAAGGAUCCGAAUGUGCGAAAUGCGGUUUGAAAUGCGGCAUCUGCUGCUUCUAUUGCCUGGAAAAGUUCAUACGAUAUCUGAAUCAUAACGCAUACACUAUUAUUGCGAUCGAGAGAUGUCACUUCUGCAAAGCUGCCGGCAAGGCCUUCAGUACAAUAGUGAACAACGCAUUGCAAGUAGCCACAAUAAACAGUAUCGGCGAUUUCAUACUGUUCCUCGGGAAAUGCAUAGUGACGGCGGUGACCGGCAUCGUGGGCCUCCUGCUGCUCAAACGAAACUCUGACCUGCAUUUCUUUGCCGUUCCAACUCUUGUUAUAUGCAUUUAUUCGUUCUUCAUAGCGCACUGCAUUCUGUCCCUAUACGAGAUGGUGGUCGAUUCCUUGUUCCUCUGCGUGUGCGAAGAUCGUAAUAUGAACGGCGUUGAAGGGAAAUGGAAGAGUUCAAGAUUAGCGGAACUCGGCGGUCACAAAAUCAGUAAAGUCGACGACGAAGCCGACGGAGCUGAGCUGCAGGACCUCAACGAAAAGUAACAGUCUCACCUUAGAAGUAUAUUAAAUCGCUUUCUAUGAAUUUGAUGUUAGAUUAACUUGAAUCUAUGUAGCACACUAUUGUGUCUUUUGAAGUCGUUUAUAUGUCCACAAUUUACUAUUUUAUGGUUUAUAUAAUUUACAUUUACAUUUUUAACCGUUUUUUUAGUUUUUAACUAUAAAUUGUUUUUAAAUGUUAUCUACCGCUAUUUUGAAAGUGUUUAAUAAAGUUACAAGCACAUUAAGUACAAAUAUUUAUUGAAACAAACUUAGUUGUAACUGGUUGUCAUUUUGGAACUUUUACUAAGAAUACUCAUAAUAACUUGGAAUAAUUUUUAUAUUAAUUUUCAAUAAGUAUUACUAUUUGUAUUUUAUAUACUGUAAGCCAAUUUAAUUACCUGUAGUGCUCUCGUGUGUUACUUGUUAAACAUUUAGUAACGUAAAUGUUUAAUAUUUGCCUUAAAUUCUCAAAAACUAGUAUGUAACGUCAUGUAUGAGUAGUAUGUCGUGGUUCGAUUGUUCCGUGACAAGGGCGAAUGUAAUCAAAACAAUAUCAUGGAAAUUGGUAUCUUGUAUUUUAGUUUAUAAGUAUCUCAUUAUAUUUUUAGUUUUUAAGUAUCUCAUUCUUUUUUUAGUUAACUAUUAUUGAAUGUACUAAUUUGUCUCACAAUUUACUGACCUUCUUGACACGAACUAGAUUUAAUCAAUUUUAGUACAUUUAUUUUGAUAUACGUACACUAUGUAAUUAUUUGCAAAUUGCUAAAAUAAAAUUUGUUCUUUCUAGGCUUUACACCUACUGAGGCAUUGUGAAUCAAUCUCUAAAAUUAAAUAUACCUUUUGUAUUUACAUUUAACUAUUACCUGACCAUUAAGUAUAAAUGUUUGAAUAAAAGAAUCAUCUCUUGUACCUGCUAACGAAGUCUUACGAUAAUCAAAGCUUUAAUGUGUCAAAGAUAAAGGUUUAAAAUUUUAUAUUUUGCUAGAAUUUUCUAACUAUAGAUGGGCAGACGUUCCCGAAGCUCAUAUGGUGUCCGUCCGCUGUCCAUCAGUCAGAGCAAUGGUCAUCAUAACUCUGAGACAAAAGUUUGAAUAGCACCAGACACUGAAUCAGAUUGACCUGUUAAAAAUGAGCCAUGUAACUAACUGCUAAUGGUCGCGUAUUUGCCUUUCUCCAAUAUGAAUAUUAUUCUCGUCUAAUUAAAAGCUUUGUUUUUUGUAAUUAGCAUUUAAAGUAACUUGACAAGACUCUUUUUUAAUUGAGAGUUGUGUGGAUCGUGAACGACUAUAUUUUGAAUUUUAUUGUAUUAAGGGUUGCCUUCGCAGCGCCCUCACAGAAACGUCACUUCAAUUUUAACAACUUGCAGAGUAAUAUAUUUAUAUAAAAAAACCAAUAAAGGUGGUUUUGAAGGCUUGAUUAUAAAAUUAGAAAACAUUUUCUACGUAUUGACAGUUAGUUCCUUAUCGAUGUAAGGUUAACUGAUUAAUUAAUUUGUUUAUGCUAUAUUUAUUAUGAAAAAAGAACAUAAUAUUCCUAACCUAAAAGUACAUGUUAUUAUCGGCAACAUGCUUCCUCAGUUUACAGAAAUAGAGUUAUCAGCAACAUGCUUCGUCAAAAAGUACAAUACUUACUUUCAGCUACAAGCGUCGUUAUUAUA
Molecule: messenger RNA, 3712 nt
Organism: Bombyx mandarina (wild silkworm)
Lineage: Eukaryota; Metazoa; Arthropoda; Insecta; Lepidoptera; Bombycidae
Gene: Ctl1
Product: choline transporter-like protein 1
Biological process (GO): transmembrane transport
Cellular component (GO): membrane
Molecular function (GO): transmembrane transporter activity
Source: RefSeq, a predicted model, not a curated record